AUGACUUUAUCAUCAUCUAUAUUGUUAAAUCAUCUUCGUGAUUUAAUGAAAUCAAAAAUUUAUUUUAAAGAUAUUAUUGAUGCUUAUAUUGUACCAACAGCAGAUCCACAUCAAAAUAAAUAUGUUGUUGAUCAUUAUAAACGAUUAAAAUUUAUUUCAAAAUUUACAGGAUCUAAUGGUACAGCUGUGAUAACAGAUAAAGAAGCUUUUCUUUUCAUUGAUAAUGAUUAUUUUCUUCAAGCUAAACAAGAAUUAGAUCAAACAUGUUGGAAAUUGUUGUGUAAUCAAAUGAACGAUAAUUGUUCAAUAAUAAAUUGGCUUGCAAAAGAUUUGAAGAAAAAUUCAAUAGUUGCUUGUGAUCCUCAACUUGUUUCUAUUUUUGAUUGGAAAGAAUGGAAAAAAAUACUUUUACAAUCUAAUAUAGAUCUUAUACCUCUUGAAAUUAAUUUAAUUGAUCUUUUAUGGAAUAAUCAAAGACCAUCAUUAUCUGAUACAUCUAUUUCUAUUUCUAACAAUGAACUUCAAAAUUCUAAAGAAUCAAUUAGUAAAAAACUUCAUCAAAUACGAUUAAAUAUGAAUAAAUCUCAAGUUCAUCAUUUGAUUAUACAUCAAAUGGAUGUUAUUCUUUGGUUAUUCAAUUUAUGUCUUGUUAAUAUUCAAUUUAAUUCAGUUCUUCUUUCAUUUGCUAUUAUUGGAUAUAACUAUGUCAAACUUUUUAUUGAUUUAAAUAAAUUAUCGGAAUCUAUUCAUGAUUAUGUUCAAUAUGAAGAUGUUUUCGUAUAUCCUUAUGAUUCAUUUUAUAAUGAAUUUAAAAAAAUGAUUGAAUCUAUUGAUUAUAAUGAAAAAUUUUGUGUAUCAUCAACAUGUAAUUAUGCUAUACAUAUCUUAAUAUCUCAGAAACAAUUUGUCAUUAAAGAUGAUAUUAUUUGUCGAUCAAAAACAAUAAAAGAUUCAUUUAAAAUUGAAAAUGAUUCUGAUCAUGAUGAAUUAGUUCCAUGGUCUCGGCCUGAUCUUCUUGAAUCACCAAAUAUCACCAAGAGACAAUCGAAUAUUUCUUCAGAUAUAAUAAUUGAUUCAAUUGAUGUUAAAGCAUUUGGAUUAAAUCAAAAAUUGUUUAAUAUAUGGUUUAAAAACAAUAUUCAACAAUUGAAAAUUAAUGAAGAUAAUCAUGAUAACAUUGAAGAUAUUUUAUUUCUCUAUAUUGAUUCAAAUGAAGAUGAUAAUCAUAUUGGUAAAAUUAUUGUACCUGAUUAUAAAGAAAAAAUAACAAAUAUUAUUUUCAACAAAAAAUUAAAUCCACAUGGUUAUGGGUACAAACAAAUAAUAUAUGAUAUUAUUAAAGAUAAUAUGUUUAUUAAACUUCCUUAUCAUCCAUUUGAAACCAAAUUGAACAAGUGGGUUCAACAAGAUUAUCAUACAUAUGGUGGUCAAUGUCGUUCAUUAAAAGUUUUAUUAAUAAAUGAAGAUGCUGAUAAUGCAAGUAAAAAUAAACAUGUACAUUCGUUAUGGAGUGAAGAUAAUGAAAAGAACAAAGAAUUUUAUACAUUCUAUCAUGGUUGUUCAGAACAUGCUGCACAUUCUAUAUGUUUAAAUGGUUUAGGUUUACACUGGAAUCAUCCGAAAGGUACUGAUUUUGGUCCUGGUGUUUAUGUUACAAAAAAUGUACUUGAUGCAUUAGUCACUGCUGAACGACGAACACUAUUCCGAAUAUCAAAUGAACCUGAAAAUCGACCAGCUUGUGUUGUAUUUCAAUGUCCAAAAGAUGAAUUCAAUCGUUUUUUAAUUCUCAAACUUAACAACAAUAAUAUCAAUUUGAAUCAUGAUAGACCUCCAAUUACUACUAUGGAUAUUACAGAAGAUCAAAUAUUUGAAUGGCCUAAUUUCGUACAUCUAUGCCAUCAUCGACGAUAUCCAUUACCACUUGUUGAAGAUUAUGAUAGUAUAGAAGGUUAUAUAUGUAAUAAUAUAUGUCAAGUGCAAGAUAAUACUCAUGCUCCAAAAUGUAAUUUACAUACAUGGCAAUUGUGUGUAAGAAGCGUCGGUUUUGCUAAAAAAUUUACAUCUUGGAUUACGGGUAUUAUUCUUCUUCAAAUACCUGAUUCAUCAUCAACGUCUUCAACAACAACAGUUUCUCAUCAAAAAUAA
Molecule: messenger RNA, 2145 nt
Organism: Rotaria sp. Silwood1
Lineage: Eukaryota; Metazoa; Rotifera; Eurotatoria; Philodinida; Philodinidae
Source: the annotation of a GenBank genome assembly